Messenger RNA from Capsella rubella, 1293 nucleotides. Its product is annotated as F-box/kelch-repeat protein At4g19930. The transcript has a single exon. NCBI's taxonomy places the organism in Eukaryota, Viridiplantae, Streptophyta, Magnoliopsida, Brassicales, Brassicaceae. Gene Ontology annotation, molecular function: protein binding. Bases 1 to 1293 code for a protein of 430 amino acids. The record is from RefSeq and is a predicted model, not a curated record.
AUGGCCUUUUCUUUUGACCUAGCCGUCAUCUUCCACCGGGAGAGAAGAAUGAAGAAGAGAUCAACAAUAAUAAAGAGAAGAAGAAGACCAAGAGACAUGUGCAAGAGCCAUGAACCGAUGCCAGAGAUUCCUUUCGAUCUCGUGAUAGAGAUUCUAACAAGACUUCCUGCUAAGUCCCUUAUGAGAUUCAAAGCCGUCUCAAAGCUCUGGUCAUCCUUGAUUUGUUCCCCAACUUUCACCAACCGUUUGCUAAAGGUUCCUUCAUCCACACUACGUCUAUACGUGACUUCGUGCUUCUUGGAUAACAGCCACCUCAAAAGUAAAUUACUAUCAUCGUCGUCUUGUCCUAGCUCGGACAUUACUACUAUAUCUUCCUUUGUAAUAGACGAAGAUUUGACCAUUCCAGCGAUGAUAGGCUACUACAUGGCUCAUGUUUUUCGCGGCUUGAUGCUCUUUGUGAAAGAGCCAAGUACGAAAAUAUAUAACACCACAACUAGACAACUUAUUGUCUUACCUGACAUAGAAGAAUCUAACGUCAUAGUUGAAGAGCACAAGAAUAAGAAGUUCAUGUACCGUAUUGGACACGAUCCUGCUCAUGAUCAAUAUAAAGUGGUUUGUAUAGUUGCAAGACCUAGUGACGAAUUUGGAGAGCUCAAACCGUUCCUGUCAGAGCAUUGGGUCUUCAUACUAGGAGGAAAUGAAUUAAGUCGAUGGAGAAAAAUUACAUGCCGAACUCCACAUCUUCCUGUAACACAAAUAAUAAAUAUCAAUGAGCGUAUGCAUUAUCUCGCUUGGGUACGGCUGCUUUGUCCUAUGCUUGUGAGUUUCGACUUUAGCUCUGAAAAAAUCAGUUUGCUUCAAGCACCCGAAGAUAUUAGUGUGUUUGAUUAUGAUCCUAUAGAAUACUAUGGAAGAGUAGCUCUUUUUGAAUGUUCCGGUCUUGGAAGGGAAGGUAUGAUGAACCUAUGGGUUAUGGGAGAUGGAGAGAAGAAUAUAUGGUCGAAGAAGACUUUGGUGGUGCAUCCUUCUCAAAUGGAUAUAGUCAAUAGCAUUAGUUUGAGGGUACAAGGUACAACUAGAAACAAUGAGGUUAUAUUAGUACCUCAAAAUUUAAAGUAUACUCGAACCGGCGAGGUUAUCGUGGAACCUCAAAAUACAACUCUUUUAUACAUUUUUCUCUAUGAUCUACAAAAGAGUCUGAUCAGAAAAGUUGAAAUCAAGGAAACACCAUAUCAUACUACGAUUUGGGAUGUUGUUGGACUAGAUGAUGUUGAGAACUUCAUGUCUCUGUAA